AUGUCGGAGUCCAGGAUAUUUAGCUAUGUCAUGUACUAUGCCUACAGGGGCUACUCGCGGCACGUCCAGGCCAUCUGCGCGGACAACCUGAAUCGCCGGAACAAUGACCCGGUCCUUAGGUUCUGGAGGGCGUACGGUCUGGCCGCGGAGGGCAACACGAAGGAGGCCCUCACGGAGUUCACGGCGCUGCAGACCGCGCCGGGCGUCGACCUCGCGGCCACGGCCGCCGCGAUCGAGGUGCACCGGCAGCGGCAGAUCGUCGACAACAACAGCGUCGGCGAGCUGGACCUGCGCCUGGACACGCUCGACCGCGGCGCGGAGGGGCCCGCGCUGCUGCUCCUGGGGCGGUACAUGAGCCUCGCGGGGUCGCUCGAGCUCGCGCGGGGGAAGAUCGAGCGGGCGCUGCGCGGGGGCGACGUGGGCCCAGAGGCGUACGUCGCGCUGGGGUGGGUGCUGCUGCGGCAGGCCGAGGAGGGGGACGCGCUGAUGGACGACGAGGACUACUGCGGGGAGGCGAUCAAGCUGUUCGACAAGUGCAUCGCCAUGAGCGACGAGCGCGUGAUGCUCGACGCGCUCCUGGGCCGCGCGCUGUGCCUCGAGGUCAAGGGGCGCGUGCCGGACGCGUGCGAGGCGCUGUCGGAGCUCGCCUCGCUGUACGACUGGUUCACGCCCGCCCAGACGGAGCGCGCGCGGAUGCUCAUGUCGCUGUACGACUGGGAGGGCGCGACGGACCAGUGCCAUCGCGUCCUGCAGCACGAGGAGUACAACGUCGACGCGCUGUACCUCCUGACCGCGGGCCUCGUCGUGCGCGACGGGCGGUACACCUCGGCGGUCAAGCACGGCGAGGACCUCCAGCGCGCGCUCCAGCAGCGCGAGCCCCGCAACGCGCGGCUCCACAUGCGCGCCGCGCGCCUCCUGUCGCGCUGCGCCCUGCACAGUCAGCCCAUGCUGGCGCUGGCGACCAGCUUCGCGGACCGCGCGCGGAAGCUCGCGCCGGACGACUCCGGCGCGGCCACGCUGUACGGCCGCUGCCUGAUGAUGCAGGGCGACGCGGCCCGCGCGCUCGCGAGCUUCGACGCCGCGCUGAGCCGCGACGAGCUCAACCCGGACGCGAUGGCCGCCGCGGCGCUGUGCGAGCUGCAGCAGCGCCGCGUGGACGACGCCCGCGCGCGCAUCGAGCUCCUCCGCGAGGCGCCCGACCUCUCGCCGGGCCUCAAGGCCCGCACGCUGCACCUGGCCGCGCUGGCCACGUGGCUCGAGGGGCUGCCCAGCACGCAGUCGGCGCCGCUGCUGGAGGAGGCGUGCGUGGCGGCGCGGCAGGCCGCGGGGGGCGGCGGCGGCGCGCUGAGCCUCGAGGCCGUCGCGGACAUGGACCCGUCGAUGGUGGCCGACAUCUGCGGCCUGAUGCUGCAGCACUGCCCCGGGGACCCGCGGGCGCCGACGGAGCCGGUCUCGCCGCAGCUCGAGACGUGCCGGCGGAUGGUCGAGGGCGUGCUGAAGGCCGCGCCGGGCCUCGUGGCGCUGCAGGCCAUGGCGGCGCACAUGCUGUUCCUGGCCGGCGACAUGUCGGCGGCGGUGCGGCGGGCGACCGAGUCGCUGAACCUGGCGCCGGAGCUCACGCUCGCGCACAUGGUCAUCUUCAACGCGUACAUGCACGAGAACAAGGUCCCCGCGGCGCAGAAGGCCCUCGAGGGCGCCAUGGCGCAGGACUUUGGCAUCCGCACGACGGUGGCGUGGCACGUGGCGCAGGCGCGCGUGAUGCUCCACGACGGGCAGCACGCGCAGGCGAUCAAGUUCCUCACGCAGGCCGAGAAGAUGCCGGGCGUCCGCGUGCGCGGCGCGGGCUCGCCGUGCCUCCCGCCGCCGCUGCCCACGGGCCGCGCCGCCGCCGCGCCCGCCGCCGACGCCGGCGGCGGCUCGGGCAUGCACCUCCCCGUGACCAUCCAGGACCGCGCGCGCAUCGCCGCGCUGCUCGCCGAGGCCAACAGCGGCCUCGGGAAGGCCGCGGAGGCCCAGCGCAUCGUGCAGGCCGCGCGCCGCGAGUUCGAGGGCACGCCCGAGGAGUCCCGCAUCGCGCUGGCGUCCUGCCGGCUGCGCCUCGACCAGCGCGACGUCAAGGGCGCGCUCAAGGAGCUCGCGGGCGUCCCCGAGGAGUCGCCAAUGUUUCUGCGCGCGCGGAUGCAGAUGGCCGACAUCUACCUGCACCACCGGCGGGACCGCAAGGCGUACGUGGAGGUGUACGAGGACCUGGUGAAGAAGUACGGCAGCAAGCAGGCCUACAUGAUGCUCGGGGAGGCGUACCUGCAGAUCCGCGAGCCCGUCCCGGCGAUCAAGGCGCUGGAGCAGGCGCUGAAGCGCGACCCCCGGGACAGCGCGCUGGCGAUGCGGAUCGGCGGCGCGCUCGUGGCGACGCACGACUUCGAGACGGCGGUGGACUACUACGAGCGCGCGAUCAACGCCAACCCCACCUUCCUGCCGCUGAAGCAGGCGCUGGCCGACCUGUUCACGCGGCUGGGCAACCCCGAGGCCGCGAACGCGCUGCUGAAGCAGAUCCGCGAGGCCGGCGGGACGGGCGCGCAGCGGCUGAGCUCGCAGAUGCACGCGGUCAAGGCCACGCUGAUGAUGGCGCGCAUGAAGCGGCAGGAGGGCAAGGUGGACGAGUACCUGCAGCACCUGCAGCAGGCCGACGCGGAGCAGCUGGUCAUCAUCGAGGCGCUGCGGACGUCCGACCCGGAGCUCGUGCAGGAGCAGCGCGCCGCCGCGGCCGACAUCUGCCUGCAGGUGGCCGAGGAGCACCUGCGCUGCGGGCGCGUGGCCGCCGCCGAGGAGGCGCUCACCACCGCGCUCAAGCGCUCCGAGACGCACCAGGGCGCGGUGCUCGCGAUGGCGCGGAUGCGCCUCGGCCGCGGGGACGUGGCGGCGUGCCGGUCGGCGUGCCUGAAGGUCCUGGCCAAGGACGAGCACCACGUCGGCGCGUCGCUGCUGCUGUGCGAGGCGAUGCUGUGCGACCAGGAGCGCGACGCCGCGGCGCUCAAGUACGAGCAGCUCCUCGAGCGCCGCCGCGACGACUGGGAGGUCCUCUGCGCCGCGCUGCGCGGGUUCCGCCGCGCGGGGCGCCUGGCGCAGGCCAAGGAGGCGCUCCAGGCGGCGCUCAAGGCGCGCGUGCAGGCCGCGCACGAGCCGGGGUUCCUGUACUGCCAGGGGCUGUACCUGCGGUUCACCAACCAGCUCAGCGAGAGCCUCCAGGCGUUCAACCGGUGCCGGCACUCCCCCGAGUGGGGCCCGCGCGCCGUGUGCCAGAUGGCCGAGAUCUACCUCGACCCGGACAACUCGUCGCUGUGGGGCGGCAUGCAGGCGGAGGACGGCGCCGGCGCGCAGCGGGGCGCGCCCGACCGCGCGGGGCUCGAGGCGGGGAUCCAGGCGGCCAAGACGCUGAUGCAGUCGCUGACGCUGCCGCGGUGGAGGACGACGCUGCGGCACCGCGUGCUGGAGUGCUACGUGCUGAUGUCGUCGGGGGAGCAGGCCGACGUCGAGAAGGCGCUGUCCGACCUGCUCGACAUGGCGCAGAACGACCGCGACAACGUGACGGUGCUGCUGGCGAUGGCGUCGGCGUUCGUGUUCCUCAAGCAGAAGCCCAAGGCGCGCAACCAGCUGAAGAGGGUGUCGAAGAUCCCGUUCAACCCGGACGCGGCGGACGACUUCGAGCGCGCGUGGCUGCUCCUCGCCAACAUCUACGUCGGCGGCGGCAAGUUCGACCUCGCGCAGGAGCUGUGCGAGCGCUGCCUCAAGUACAACCGCUCCUGCUCCAACGCCUGGGACCUCCUCGGGCAGAUCCUCGAGCGCGAGGGGGCCUACAAGGACGCGGCGGAGCACUACCACAGCGCGUGGGAGCUGGAGAACCGGUCGAGCGCGUCCGCGGGGUACCGGCUGGCGUUCAACUACCUCAAGGCCGACCGCUGCGUGGAGGCCAUGGAGGUGUGCUACGAGGUGAUGAACCGGUUCCCGGACUUCCCGGGGAUCCGGGAGGACGUGCUGGAGAAGGCGUGGGCGGGCGUGCGGCCCUGA
Messenger RNA from Pedinophyceae sp. YPF-701, 4065 nucleotides. The record is from the annotation of a GenBank genome assembly. Lineage: Eukaryota; Viridiplantae; Chlorophyta; Pedinophyceae.